Nicrophorus vespilloides is the source of this 561-nucleotide messenger RNA. RefSeq lists its product as uncharacterized. Gene Ontology annotation, biological process: mitotic spindle assembly. The transcript has 3 exons. Gene Ontology annotation, cellular component: spindle microtubule; mitotic spindle; cytoplasmic microtubule. The record is from RefSeq and is a predicted model, not a curated record. Gene Ontology annotation, molecular function: microtubule binding. NCBI's taxonomy places the organism in Eukaryota, Metazoa, Arthropoda, Insecta, Coleoptera, Silphidae. The coding region runs from base 1 to 561 and encodes 186 amino acids.
AUGACCGUCGUCAAUCAGCGUAUGUUAGAAUUACUGAAGAGUCCCAGGUCGCACGUUUGUAGAACGGCUUGCCAAAUCGCCGGACACUUUUUCGAAACCAUGAAGGAUACACGCCGACCCGAAUUUGACGACAUCGUGAACGUGCUGCUCUACAAAACGGCUGAUGCCAGCAAGUUCAUCAGGCAGGACGCGAAUCUCGCCCUCGACUGCAUGGUCACGCACAUACCGACGUUCCACGCAAUCAGAGCCCUUUGCGCUAAAGGUCCUUCACACAGAAACUACCUCGUCAGGUGCGCUUCCAUCAGGCUGCUGAUCUGCGCCGUGGUCAUAGCCGGUCCCUCCAUCCUGCUGAACAAUCCCAGCUACGAGCAUUCCAGAAAAAGGGUCAUCAUUAAUUUAGCACACUUCUUAGACGAUAAGAAUCACGAUACAAGGAAGUAUGCGGAACGUCUGUACAAAAUUCUAACGAAAGAGAGCAGCUUCGAGUUUUAUUUAAAGAAGUAUCUGGACAGGCAAACCCUUGACUCGUUCUACAGGACGCUUCGCUUCAUUAAGAAGUAG